Molecule: messenger RNA, 5707 nt
Organism: Acipenser ruthenus (sterlet)
Lineage: Eukaryota; Metazoa; Chordata; Actinopteri; Acipenseriformes; Acipenseridae
Product: opioid-binding protein/cell adhesion molecule-like
Exons: 7
Coding region: 747-1781 (344 amino acids)
Cellular component (GO): neuron projection
Source: RefSeq, a predicted model, not a curated record
CAGAGCAAGAGGAACAGUUGGGGAUGCUGAGCGUAGAGGAGACACGGUCAGUCUUACAACCUGAGAGACAGGGGGAGAGCGAGCGCUGCAGAUUGCGACUCUCUGCGCAUGAAACAAGAAAACCGCGUUUGAAACAUCUUAUUUUUGUGUUAGCUCCUGCGCUGUCUAAGGCAAGCUGUAGGUGUUAUGCUUCUACAUACAGCUCAUUUAUUUAAAGUCACUAGGGAAAGAAAACAUACACACUAGAACUGGAUUUUUUCCCCGGGUUAUCGGGGGGGAAAAAAUCAUUAUUUUUGGUUGCGGAUUUCAAGCCUUUAGAUAGUCUGUGCAAGAAGUGUUUACAGUAGAUUCUGCUGCUUUUCCUUGGGCUAUCAGUAACGUUUGUGGAGCAGAGGAGACAGUCUUCAGCCACGAAUACACACUGACUGAGUUGUGUUUAAGUCGGCAUCCUGCAUCAUCUGCAACUGAGAGGUUCUGUUCUGGGUGCCAGAUCGUUGCAACUUGGGUUUUAUAAAAUACUUUCGGAUAUUUACAUAUUACUUACAUCAACACCUCGUCCUUGCUUCGUUUUUGCUGCAUUUUUUUGAGGGGGACUAUACGAGAAAAACAAGAAGAAAAAAAAAGUGCUGGAGUUAAAAUUGUAAAGUUCCUGGUUAAUAACUUGUUCCCCCCCAGCUUAAAGGAAAUAUUCCAAUUUUUACACAGCGUUCCAUUCUUGUGAGCUGGGAAGUCCGUUGUGGCUGAAGAUGGGUGUUUGUGGCUACUUGGUGUUGUCCUGGAGGUGCCUGGUUGUGCUGUCUCUUAGACUGCUGUUUCUUGUACCUGCAGGACUGCCAGUCCGGAGCGGAGACUCACCUUUUUCCAAAGUGAUGGACAACGUCACUGUUAGACAGGGAGACAACGCUGUUCUCAGGUGUAACCUGGACAACAGGGUCACAAGGGUGGCCUGGCUGAACCGCUCCAGCAUACUGUUUGCAGGAUUCGACAAGUGGUCCAUAGAUCCACGCGUGAUCCUGCUGAACAACACCAGCACUGAGUACAGCAUCCAGAUCAAAGACGUGGACGUUUACGACGACGGGCCUUACGUCUGCUCAAUCCUAACCAACAACAACCCCAAGGCAUCGCGAGUCCAUCUAAUCGUACAAGUCCCCCCGAGGAUUGCAAACAUCUCCACUGACAUCACAGUGAACGAAGGAAGCAGCAUCACCCUCAUGUGUCUUGCUAUUGGAAGGCCAGAGCCCACAGUGACAUGGAGACAUCUCUCCUCAAGAGCCCACCGGUUUGUGAGUGAAGGUGAAUAUUUGGAGGUCACUGAAAUUUCCAAGGAGCAGUCUGGUGUAUAUGAAUGCAGUGCUAGCAACGAUGUCUCAGCUCCAGAUGUUAGAAAAAUACACGUUACUGUCAACUAUCCACCUUUCAUCUCCAAUGCAAGGAACACAGGAGCACCCAUUGGCCAGAAAGGGAUCCUCCAUUGUGAAGCGUCAGCAGUGCCGUUUGCAGUGUUUGAGUGGUAUAAAGAAGACCGAAGGCUCCUGAAUGGAUUAAAUGGGGUUAGAAUUGAAAACAAGGGAAAACAAUCCAUGCUCACCUUUUUCAAUGUGUCUGAGCAAGAUUAUGGCAACUACACCUGUGUGGCAAUGAAUAAACUGGGGAACUCAAAUGCAAGCAUCAUACUGUAUGGUCCCGGAGCUGUGCAUGACAGGAACAAUGCUGCAUUUGCAACACACAGCUCCUUCUGCCUGCUGUUGACUCUGGUUUUGCAGUACGUUCUCAAGUUUUGAUGCAGUACCAGCGAUGGCAUUCCAGCUCCUUCGACAUUGCAGUACUACAGACUUUUAGUUCUAUCCAAAUGGUGGAAUACCAAUAUUACUGAUGAUUUGCAUUUUAACAUCAAACCCAGCAGUGAAAUUGGGUAGGGGCAACUUAAAUAAAAUGCGUGGCUCUCCGACCUAAUUUUCUACAUUAAGAAAAAAUAUAUAAUAAUAAUAAUAAAAAAAUAAACAAGACGCAUAUAUAUUCUGAUCUUUUUAAUGUUAAAUGGAUCUGUUCAUGAUAAAGGUUUCAUUCUCUUGAUCGCUAACCUGUUAUGUCCUCUUAUGUUUCAUGUGUCAAAAAAAGUAAUAGUAACAUUGAUCACGAAAAGGAGAGCACUGGCAUAGGAAUCAAAAUCAACUCUACACAUAAUGACAUAUCUGCUUUAUUUCAUUUAUAUAUAUAUAUAGUUUCGCAAUUGUCGGUUCUGUGUAGAACUGUAACUUAAUAUUAAUAUUAUAGUUUAUUGUUAUUAAUUCCAUCUAAAUCUAUUAAAUGUAACCAUGUGUUGAAGCAGAAAUAUAUUUGUUAACUUGUAUAUGGUAACAAUAGAGUUAAAUAUAACCCAUUAUUUAAUGCCAUCAUGCAUUAUUAAACCCCCAAGUUGAAAAGCUUAGUUUGGGAGGUGCGCUCGUUAUUGUAGCAUUUUUAAGCUGUUCUGCCCCUUAGGAUUCUGGGAAUUCUAGCUGCAUAUUUGCAGUAUGGAAACUUGAAGGAAUAAGGAUAAACCCCAUUGCAUUGUGGUUUCUAUACAACCAGUUCUGAGGGAGGGCAACAUACAGAAAGAGUUAUGGGUGUGCAAAAUUCAAAAGCGCAGGAAUGACGUUGUCAGUGAACUACACUGGACUGUGGUCGAUCCCUUUCAGAGAGUCGAGUUUAUUGUAUUAUAAAGUAAUGUUGUAGGAAAUUCAAUUAGAAUAUUUUUUUUUGUGCAGAAUAGGGAGCUUCUUGGUAUGCGGCAUUGUGUUAGUACUGUACAGGCUGGGGUGAUUUUUUUAAUACAUUGCAAGGGCACCGUAUUCUGUGCUUGUGCUCGUGGUUUGUUCCAAUAUGAGCACAAAAUGUACUUGUAAAGUAGUGCAGAGAAAAGAAGGUGCUUUGACAGGAUGCUAUAAUCCUGUUGCAUGGUUUUACGUACUUUUUUAAAGAGGAAAACAAGUUAUUGUAAGUAUUGCCCUCCCUGCCCACACAAUGAAAAAAGUCUUAAUCACAAUCUGUUAUAUCUAUAUUAUGGUGCUCAGCCCUCAGUAGUCUGGAUAAUAUUAUGUGGAUGGAUAAUGGAAAACACAAAACAUUUUUUUGGAAUGUAAUAUAAAGUGUCAUGGUAGCUUAAUGUGUGUUAAUCUUUUGUACGUACAGUAAAUGGCAACUUAAGAUAAAGACGCAGUCUCCCCAUGCUCCAGUAAUCGUGCAUGGCUGUGUCAUUGCUUGACAGAGUCUGAGCAUUCAAACAAAAUCAGUUUCACAUGUUGUUCGCUCUGAUGCUAAUGUAUGAGGGAGUGCAUAACAGGCGCUUAAAAGCCUGGUCUCCCUUGUCAUUCAGUACAUGCAACAGGAGGCUGCACCUUUAAAAUCCUUCUGUAUAUUAAAUAAAUCAAAAUCAUUCACUGUUUUAUCACCCUGUCCAAGCCCUUACCAGAAUAAAGCCAACCACCUUUAUGUAGAGUUUGAAUGCUUUCCAGAAAGAGCUGAUAAUAGCUUAAUGCAGCUCCCUUCUACACAAAAGAGGAGACAAGGCCAUUGUGCGGAGCAUUGAAUUUAAAAUUAGGAUCGAUGUCUUGGGAUUCUCUUGUUGUCCUUAGUAAACACUGGCAACUGUGAAAAAAUUAGCAAACCGCCUGUUUGACGCUUGGAUGAAUCUUUGAAUUGUAUUUCUAAGGAUCCUAAACAAUACUACACAAAAAAUAAGGGCUGUAUAUAGUUUGUUUUGGUAAGGCCUGGGGCGAGAGUGCAAAAAAAAAAAGAAUCAACACAAGAAAUUAUUUUGACUUGGGAAAGUGUGUGUGUGUGUGUGUGUGUGUGUGUGUGUGUGUGUGUGUGUGUUUCAAUAGCAGAGAUGUAACUAAUACAAUGUGCUGUGUGUAUGGUGUCUUUCACAAAGGCAUUGACAUCAUUUUUCAUGAAAGUUAGCAGAGAGGCCUUUUCCACCAUAACAGCAUCAAAUAACGUUGUUUUCUUUUGUUUUUUUUGGCCCAAAUGAUAGGUCCCACUUGACCAAAUCCAUCCCUUGAGGUAAUACUUCAGUAGCAUGCUACAGAGAACAAUAUCUCUUACAGUUCGUAAUUUUAGAUAUUGUGGCUGCCGACUAGCUGAUCUGUAGGCGGGUCACCUCAAAGCACCAGUGUUAGUCAGAGGGGUGAUACAAAGGUGGACAGAGAGAAAGACAGAGAUCAUGUCAGGAAGAAGACUCUUUGGAGUUAGACUCGCACUGUACAUUGCAAACACAUCACACACAAACUAAAGUGAAUGUAAACGUACUGGAUGGUGUUCAUAUUUAUACAAAAUAAUUCUGUGCAUUGUUGAAGUAAAACAGAAUCCACUUGUAGUUACACUAGGCUGCUUCAUUUAGUAUAUAAUGUGUCUCAAGCCAGUUCUAUCUUUGGAUGAAGUUGUAUUUUAUCAUGACUAAGUUAUAUGUGACAUUUGACAGUGAUGUGGAAAUGCAUGCUUCCAUUCUGUACAGUUCAUAUACCAAAUUUAAAAAAAAAAAUGUUUUAAUAUAUUACUAGUCAAUUUACUCUACACAACCCAAUGGCAUCUCCCCUUCAAGAUGGCUGCCAAGCAUGGCCAUUUAAGAGUCACUUCUCUAUUUUUGACUAAUGUAUCUGGCAAUAUAAACCACCCUGUUGAAUAAAAGCAAGCAGGAAGCAAAUAUACGUUAAUUACAUUUUUUAUUUUCUUUAUCGUGCUAGAAAAGGAGAGUGUGCCUUGAAUGCAGUUCCUACACAAAACAAAAACAAACUGUAAAAUAUCAUUCUCGUCAACCAAUAUUUAGAAGCUAAGUAACCAACAAUGUUCGUAACAAACAAAAUCUAUAUUAAGGCAGCAUAUUAAUUGUGUAUAUACCGUAUAUGUAUAUAUAUAUAUAUUUCCUUUUGUGAAUGUUACUAUCAUGUUGUAAUGAAGGCUUUAUCACUUGAUUUGAAAUGCUGAGCGAUUUGAAUUAUGUUUUCAUUUUAAACUACGUAAUGUGGAAGUGGAAAUAUCAGAGUAACUGUUUUAAAGGUCUUUUUUUUAUCAAGCAGUAUUAUUGUUAUUAUUAUUAGUAUACAUGACUCUGAGGAUUAUAAAUUCUUUAUAACAUUUUUUUGCUUUUAUCUAAAGAUAUAACAACCAGAAUAUUCAAUAGAAGACAGAAACUCCCAGCGUUGGUGCCAUCUCAUGACAUCAUCAGACAUGGCUACUUGUUCUUCCUUGAUUAGAACUAAGAACUUACUUAAAAAUGAUGUCACUUAUUUCAGGAGGGAGAACUGCACAGCAUUAUUAGAAUUAAACUGACACCCAUAACAACCUCAUUCACAGUCCACUCAUAUCAUGUGCCAUCAAUAUGUGGUGGUUACUAACACCCACCCACAGAGCAGCUUACAGUCCAAUACCCUGAGUGUUAAUGGUUUCAGCAUUUAGUAAUAAAACAUGAGGAGAGGCAGUUCUUCUCAACCAAAUCUCUAGACCAAUGGGACGUCUUCUUUUUCUUCUAGUAAAGCUGUGUAGCGCGUUUUUAAGGUAAUAGAAUAAAAAAGUGUAUGCUUCAUGACCAUUGUUGGCCAAGCAAAUGAACAUACUACCCUAAUUUUGUGCAUGUUAUGGCAUAGUGUAUCUUUUUUUUCUAUUUGAGAAUGAGUAAGAGAUGGUUGUAACUGUGCAGUGUAAUAAAGUUUAAUGACAUUUUUACAUG